This is a messenger RNA of Paraphaeosphaeria sporulosa, 501 nucleotides long. RefSeq lists its product as uncharacterized. The transcript is spliced from 2 exons. The record is from RefSeq and is a predicted model, not a curated record. Gene Ontology annotation, molecular function: structural constituent of cell wall. Gene Ontology annotation, cellular component: cell wall. Bases 1 to 501 code for a protein of 166 amino acids. NCBI's taxonomy places the organism in Eukaryota, Fungi, Ascomycota, Dothideomycetes, Pleosporales, Didymosphaeriaceae.
AUGCGUUUCUCUACCUCCGCCAUCUUCGCCGCCGUCGCCAUUGGCGCCCAGGCCCUCCCCCAGGACGUCCAGCCCAUCACCCAGAUCUCCGACGGUCAGAUCCAGGCUCCCCCUGCUACCAGCGCUCCUGCUGGCUCUUACGAGGUCCCCUCGGCUCCGGCCGCCACUGAGGUUCUCCCCUCGGUGACCCCUGUGCCGCUGCCGUCUGUCGUGCCCUCCAGCGCGCCGGCUCCUGUUAAGCCCUCGUCUGCUUACAACACCCCCGUGGCUCCUUCCGUCCCCGCUGGUACCGGAGCUUCCUCUGCCCCGUACCCCAUCUCAUCUGGUGCUGUCUACACCAACGGCACUGUCCUUCCAACCGGUGCUCCCUCCACCUCCGCCCCCGCUGGCGAGUCCUCCUCUGGAUCUCCUCAGCCCACCCAGGGUGCUGGCAGCGGUGCCGCCACUACCUACGUCUCCAUGGGUGCUCUCUUCGCGGGUCUCUUCGCCUUCCUCGCAUAA